Molecule: messenger RNA, 1936 nt
Organism: Peromyscus maniculatus bairdii (prairie deer mouse)
Lineage: Eukaryota; Metazoa; Chordata; Mammalia; Rodentia; Cricetidae
Source: RefSeq, a predicted model, not a curated record
UUUUAGCUUAUCAACUUGCGCUUAAUAUAAAAUAAAAGAUUCCUCAAAAUAUGAAACGCCAGACUGCAAUUCCACUCAGAGCCUCUGGGCGCCGCUGUCGGCCAGUGCAGAGCAGGCUCCAACGCCCGGCAUCCCUCAGUCUCUAGGCUGGAAUUUCCUGCGCAGAAACGAAUACACUCCAAAGGGAACUCGCGCUCAAAGAGACUAAGACACAGAUUCCCAGACCCAAACUGGGGUCCAGCUGUAAGGGGCCAGAUGCACCUCCGCCUCGGAAGACCGCACUCUAUCCUACUGUGAAGACCCGAAGACCUAGAGAGAACCCGAGCCAGCAAUGGGAGGGAGCUGCGCGCAGAGGCAGCGCCCCGGCCGCCCGCAGGUACUGUUUACCCUGCUGCUGCUGCUGCCUUUGUUCUGUCCCGCGCUGGGCCAACCGGUCCGCUACUCCAUCCCGGAGGAGCUGGACCGCGGCUCUGUGGUGGGGAACCUCGCCAAGGAUCUGGGGCUCAGUGUCCUGGAAGUCUCUGCAAGGAAGCUGCGGGUUAGCGCUGAGAAGCUGCACUUCAGUGUGGACGCGGAGAGCGGGGAUUUACUGGUGAAGGACCGCAUAGACCGCGAGCAGAUAUGCAAAGAGAGAAGAAAGUGUGAGUUGCAGUUGGAAGCAGUGCUGGAAAACCCCCUGAAUAUUUUUCAUGUCGUUGUGGAGAUUGAGGAUGUUAACGACCACGCUCCUCGAUUCCCAAAAGAUGAAAUAAACCUAGAAAUAAGCGAAUCCAUCAACCCAGGGAUGAGAACAAUUCUGGAGUCUGCGAAAGAUCCUGAUAUUGGUGUGAAUUCACUGAGCAAGUAUCACCUAAGUCCUAACGAGUAUUUCUCAUUGUUGGUGAAAGACAAUCCUGAUGGUGGCAAAUACCCAGAAUUAGAACUGCAAAAGACGCUGGACCGAGAAACCGAGAACACCCACCACCUGGUGCUGACUGCUGUAGAUGGUGGGGACCCGCCCCGAAGUGGUACUGCUCAGCUCCGAAUCCGAGUGGUAGAUGCCAACGAUAACCCCCCAGUGUUCAGCCAAGAUGUGUACAGAGUCCGCCUUCGGGAAGAUGUGCCUCCAGGCACGGCCGUCCUAAGGCUAAGAGCGACAGAUCAGGACGAAGGCAUCAAUGCGGAGUUCACAUACUCCUUCCUGGGUGUGGCUAACGAAGCUCAGCACGUGUUCUCGCUCGAUUCCCUAACUGGAGACAUCGUAACUCACCAGCCCUUGGAUUUUGAAGAAGUAGAAAAAUACACGAUUGAUGUAGAGGUAAAGGACAGAGGAUCUCUUUCUUCUCAGUGUAAAGUAAUUAUAGAAGUUCUAGAUGAGAACGACAACCACCCAGAAAUAAUCAUCACUUCCCUCUCUGAUCAGAUAUUGGAGGAUUCCCCUUCUGGAACGGUUGUGGCCCUCUUCAAAGUAAGGGAUCGAGACUCCGGGGAAAACGCACAAGUCACGUGCAGUUUAAGUGGAGACAGUCCGUUUAAGAUUCAUUCUUCUUCCAAUAAUUACUACAAGUUAGUGACAGAUAGCAUCCUAGACCGGGAACAGACCCCGGGGUACAACAUCACCAUCAUAGCCACAGAUAGAGGCAAGCCACCCCUUUCCUCCAGCAUAAUCAUAACUCUACACGUUGCUGACGUCAACGACAACGCACCUGUCUUCCAACAGCCCGCCUAUCUGGUAAACGUACCAGAAAACAACCAGCCCGGUACCUCCAUAGCCCAAGUCAAAGCACGGGAUCCAGAUCUUGGACUAAAUGGCCUCGUCUCCUACUCCAUCAUAGCCAGCGACCUAGAACCAAAGGCGCUGUCCUCCUACGUGUCGGUGAACCAGGACAGCGGAGUGGUGUUCGCUCAGCGCGCCUUCGACCACGAGCAGCUGCGCUCCUUCCAGCUGACUCUGCAG